AACCUGGCAACCCUGGUGAGCAGGAAGCCUGCACGCAUUGCAUUGAUCGCUCGCGGAGCGCAGACGGAGUAAUGCGCUUCUAAUGCUGGGCCGCCGUCUGAAGCAAGGCCUUCCUCAGCGCGGAGCUCUCACCGAACCCCGGCCGGAACCGAGCCGAGACACGGAGGACUCAUAAACAGCGCGGCCUCCGUCGGAGAGAGAGAGAGUCAGAGACACACAGAGAGAGAGAGAGAGAGAGAGAGAGACACACGCAGAGUGAGAGAGAGACACUGCCCGUCCGUUCAGAGCCAUGAGAGAAUACAAAGUGGUCGUGUUGGGAUCCGGCGGCGUGGGAAAAUCGGCGCUGACCGUGCAGUUCGUCACCGGAUCCUUCAUCGAGAAGUACGACCCGACGAUAGAGGACUUCUACCGCAAGGAGAUCGAGGUGGACUCGUCGCCGUCGGUGCUGGAGAUCCUAGACACGGCGGGCACCGAGCAGUUCGCCUCUAUGCGCGAUCUGUACAUCAAGAACGGCCAGGGCUUCAUCCUCGUGUACAGUCUGGUCAACCAGCAGAGCUUCCAGGACAUCAAGCCCAUGCGCGACCAGAUCAUCCGCGUCAAGCGCUACGAGCGCGUGCCCAUGAUCCUGGUGGGCAACAAGGUGGAUCUGGAGGGCGAGAGGGAGGUGUCUUCCGGGGAGGGCAAGGCGCUGGCGGACGACUGGAACUGUCCCUUCAUGGAGACCUCGGCCAAAAACAAAGGCUCCGUGGACGAGCUGUUCGCGGAGAUCGUGCGGCAGAUGAACUACGCGUCGGCGCCGAGCGGAGAUGACCAGUGCUGCGCGUCCUGCGCGAUCCUCUGAGAACCGCGCGCGACGCCUGGGUUCUCCUGCGCGUUUGUUGCCAUGGUGUGUGGCAGGAUUUCUGUAGUGUUGAGCGACGCGUGUCCUCGGGAGGAAGAGGAGGACUCUGGGACAGCGCAUCACUCUUCAGGACUCCAGCACAUCAUUGAUGUCAACACAAGUGUCUUGCACUCGCUACUGGAACUCAACCCCGAGAACGUGAAAAACCAAGACACGGGAGGAGUUUAAAAGGACUGUGUCUUGCUCGUGGACUUGGAAACCCUUGUUGUGAAUCGUUUUGCUUUUUAUUCGCUGGAUUGGAACUACUUUCUCGUGCCCCACACACACACACACACACAUCCGCACGAGGACUUCACUGUUUUGACGCGAGGACGUCUGCGCUUACGCGUCGAGUGCCUUCCAAAAAACUGUUCAAGAGUUUAGUGCCAACCUGCAAGGAGUCUGGGUUGAUGGCAGUCCACACAGGUCUUAACUGCUCCUGAUGGUUUCGGGGGUUAACGAUGUUUCAGAGGCCUGUCCUCAACAGAACGUCUGAUCUCUUUGUUUUGUUUUGAGUGAAAAUCUUUCUGGCUUUUUUCUCCAAUACACAGGUACUGAAGCCCCCAGACUCCAACCACAAACCACUGUCUGUUUGACAUCAGAUCUUUUGUUAUUUUCUUUUUAACAAAUGUGAUGUACCAUUGAAAUUCUAAUCCGACUGUACGUUUAAUUUCAGACGAGCUUUUUAACAGCUGUCUGAUUGUUUUAACGAGACUUUUAAUACAUGCAUUUUUAUAUAAAAACAA
Molecule: messenger RNA, 1626 nt
Organism: Carassius gibelio (silver crucian carp)
Lineage: Eukaryota; Metazoa; Chordata; Actinopteri; Cypriniformes; Cyprinidae
Product: ras-related protein Rap-2b
Exons: 2
Coding region: 290-841 (183 amino acids)
Biological process (GO): negative regulation of cell migration; Rap protein signal transduction
Cellular component (GO): plasma membrane
Molecular function (GO): GDP binding; GTP binding; GTPase activity
Source: RefSeq, a predicted model, not a curated record